UCUUGAACCCAACUGAUAGUUCAAAACCAACUAACGCUACAGGAAAUGCGACACAGUUCGAUGUCACCGUGCAUACAGAGAGUGACAGUGCAUGAGGAACUAACGCGAGUCUUAUCAUAACAAUAGGCCUACUAAUAUAACUGAAAUCAAAUUAUUAAGCAUGGAAAACAAAUAACUACCGAGCGAGCCGCCGUUAAAAAUCAAAAAGAAGAAUUACAAUAACGUUAAUGUAUAUUUUUCUUCCUGCGUACACGCGCGAGUCGACGUCGUACGUGCGCGCUUCCGUGAAGCAGUGACAAAGAUGGCGGCCACCGCCGGAUCAGCCGUCGUGGUUCCCCGCAGCUUUCGGCUGCUGGAGGAGCUGGAAGAAGGCCAAAAGGGAGGCGGAGAUGGUACAGUGAGCUGGGGCCUCGCAGAUGACGAUGACAUGACGCUAACUCACUGGAAUGGCAUGAUCAUCGGCCCCGCCAAGACUGUCUAUGAAGGCCGGAUAUACAGUCUGAAAAUAGAAUGUGGACUCAGAUACCCCGAGCAUCCCCCUCUUGUCCGCUUUGUGAACAAGAUCAACCUGAGCGGUGUACACAAUUCAAAUGGUGUGGUGGACAUAAAGGCGGUGACGGCGCUGUCCAGGUGGAAAAACUCCUACAACAUCCGGAUGGUGCUGCAGGAGCUCAGACAGCACAUGAUGAUGAAAGAGAACAACAGGCUCUCCCAGCCGCCCGAAGGCCAGGUGUACAGCAACUGAGGCCCCUGCUGCUGUCCCUCCCUGUCAUCUACACACACACACACACACACACACACACACACACACACACACACACACACACACACACACACACACACACACAUACAGCAUACUCAACACUUAACACUGACUCAACCACUUAAAAACCACACAACCAUCAUGUAAUCCAAGACUCUCGACUCCCACUUCCUUCCUCGGGAGCCUCCCAUUGGACAGAGGGAGGGAUGCGCAGGUGACCUCCUCACCCAGUGCCCAGUCAUCCAUUUAAGUUGAUGGUGCAGACCAAACAAGAAUACUGUACAUCUUACUAAUGUUAUUUUUUAUUAUCUUUGUGUAAAAUAACAAAUGACCUGAUUGAGUGUACCAAUUAUGUGUGUGUGCGCUGGAAUGUUCCCAAGAGUUGGCAGUCCCUGUUAACGUGGUGAUGGAUUGGAAUCAACUCACCACUCAACAAAUAUACUUCUGUAACCCCGACUGAAAAUGUUGGGAUCAUCGAGUUGUUUUUUUAGGCAGACAUGAGAAUCUUGCAGUACUCUGAAACAUUCCCCUCACAGAGAAUAAAAAAAGUACCUUAAAUAACGCUUGGCUUGGUUUCCCGGACCACAUUAGAUUACUUCCACAAUCCCGACGAUGUGAAUUUGACGGGCCUUCCUUAUAAACGAGUGCAUGUCCGGUACACGGGAAUAAACUGCUACUAGACAUUCAGCGAUGUAUGUAUCAACAGGGCACUACUGGCUCAUCACUCAUGUUCUCAGACUUGUCUUCUGUGUGCCAUAUGGUUCAUAGCGCUUUGUGAUAGUGAUUGAUUAUUAGCAGCCAGUGGGAGGGGGUGGGGGGUGGGGAGAGAGGGACGGGGGUCCUUGUGCUUUCUCUCUUCAGAGAACAUAGUUUGUGUGCUUAGCACCUUUCAGGAUCACCACUGUACUGUGGCCUGUGCAGAGCAGGAGGAGCUGUGAUUUUUUGUUCGUAUGCUGUUUUUGGGUCCAUGUUUUGGUUUCUUUAGUGUCUGGGCUGACCUGUGUAUACUCCAUGGAGUCGUCUCUUCUCUCAUGCAGUGAACGCCCACUGAACGCAAUGUACGGCUUUGGAUGUUUAUUUUAUAACGGGUUGAAUCUAAUCAGGGUGAUGGUGACCUGUUGCAUGGUUUUAUUUGAAUUAAACGUUAUUACUUUUGCA
Molecule: messenger RNA, 1921 nt
Organism: Dicentrarchus labrax (European seabass)
Lineage: Eukaryota; Metazoa; Chordata; Actinopteri; Moronidae
Gene: ube2v1
Product: ubiquitin-conjugating enzyme E2 variant 1
Exons: 4
Coding region: 302-745 (147 amino acids)
Biological process (GO): DNA damage tolerance; protein K63-linked ubiquitination
Cellular component (GO): nucleus
Source: RefSeq, a predicted model, not a curated record